Molecule: messenger RNA, 1568 nt
Organism: Macrosteles quadrilineatus (aster leafhopper)
Lineage: Eukaryota; Metazoa; Arthropoda; Insecta; Hemiptera; Cicadellidae
Exons: 7
Coding region: 160-888 (242 amino acids)
Source: RefSeq, a predicted model, not a curated record
UUAUAGGUUAGGAUUGUUAGGAAUUAUAUAAAGGGGUUUAGGAUUUUGUUUGGACUUUAGUAGCCUAGGUACAGUACUUUUUUAGAUGAAAUAUCCUGUGUCAGUAAAGUAACAAUUUACCGUUUAUUUUAUGAGUAGGCUAUCAUAGAAACCUUCAUUAUGAAUCGCACUAACAAUGAACUGGGUAUUUAUUGUACGUCAUCUAAUUUCAUUACUGCAACUGUGACUAUAUCAGAGGAUUUGGACGUUGUGGGGUUGCCACCAAUUGUUAAGUAUGAUGAGCAUGACCCAGUACCAACGGUAGUAACUUUGGUGAACACUGUCUGGAUCUUGCUACGGCAAAGGCAGGGACUGAUCGAUGGAAAACGAGGUUUAGAACAGACAAUCACUAGUUUGUCUCAAGAACUGACAUAUCUGAAGAAAAAACAUGAGCAGCUCGAAAGUGCUUUUAAUCACAAUGAAAAUCAACUGAUCGAUAAGAAAAAACUCCUUUUGUUAAAGACUGAAGAUGAUUUGGAAGCUUUGAAGAAAAUCAAAUCGUUAAAACAAGAGGUGCAUGAGAUGAAUCAACUUCUGAAGAGUAGAGAAUGGCAGUUCAAGCACGACUUUAAAAGACAGCAAAUUGAAAUUGCUUCAUUGCAAUCUAAACUACGGGCUAUACUAAGCAAGGAACAAGGCGAGAAAUGGAAAGGCCCCUCUGACAGUUCAAUAGAAAGGAAAUCAUUCUCCAGAAAUGAAGACCUGCUUAAGAAGUGUAUUUGUCGGCUUGAAAAUAACAUUCAACUACUUGUGAAGGAAAAUCUCGAACUACGGCGUCUGUUGGACGGUGUCAGCUCAGAAAUGGCAGAGUUAUUGAAGGCGCGACAGAGUCAGGUGGAUGUUACUUGAAAGACUACACUUCCAUUUUCAGUGUUUAUCGCCACAACAAUGAAACUCCUCAAGUAUUCAAGGGAGGAAAACUAAGCACUAAAGAAGGUUACAACUAACAACACUAGAACCACUAUCCUUGCGUUUUUGGGGAUGUAUACAAUCAGUGUAGGCUAAAAAAAGUUAUGUAGAAGACUCGUGCUUAGAUAAAACAAUGACAUUUUUGUUUGUUCCUUGAUCAUUUAAACACUUUGAUUAACAAGUUUAUGAAAUAGUUUCCUGAAAUAAAACCAACAAAUCUUUGACAAUUAAUUAAUUAUUUUAUGCUUUAAUAACAUAAAUAUAAAAAAUAAAAACAAUACAACACAAUAAUACAAAACAAUAACAUAAAACUAAAAAGGUGUGUACUGAAUAAACCAAUAGGCUAACAAAGCCUAAGUGUAAUUUAAAGGUUAUUUCCUAAGAUACUUUGUUCAAUUAUUACACUACAAUUAUUAUACUCCUUGUAGCCUAUAUAAAUUUUUCAAAAUAUGUAUCAUUCAGUAAUCAGACAUAUUUAACGUGACUUUGAAUAGAAAAGAAAAAUGCUAUCAUAGGAAAUUACUUGAACUAGUAACUUCCUUGAACUAGUGACUAGUACUGCUGAAUAGAAAUUGUGCGCUGUUAUUGUUGAUAAACUUUUAAUAAAUUUAUUUGAAAUA